Molecule: messenger RNA, 1477 nt
Organism: Megalopta genalis
Lineage: Eukaryota; Metazoa; Arthropoda; Insecta; Hymenoptera; Halictidae
Source: RefSeq, a predicted model, not a curated record
GUCUGUGUCAAAACAGCUGAUUGCAGAAAUUGAUGGAAACGAAAAUUCGUAUUAAUUGAAAGCUACUGAAAAGUAGGUUAAAAAAGGUCAAAUAUCAGUCGUGUCAUUGCCGAAUCUCAAUAAACAGUCGUAAUUCUUUCAUUGAAAUAUAACUGCUAAGUGUGAAUUCUUAACAUAACAGAUGUUUGUUGUAAGAAAUGUCACAAAUUGAUAGUUUCCUAGUGGUUGGCAGCUCCUAUCGAUAUUGUUAUAUACACCAGUGGGUCUUCUACUUGUGUUACUACGAUUAUUAACUGCAUUACAACUUUGGCUUAUUGCAUCGUUAUUACCUAAUUGUAAUUCUCUUCGAGCAUUCUUGCAUCAUGGGUUUAGUUUUGCUUUUGGCAUUGUGGUAAAAAUUCCUAAAGAUGAAAUUAAAGAUCAACAGUCAAGAAUCAUUAUUGCCAAUAAUGUCUCUGUUUUGGAUCACUUUGCAUUAUACAAAAUUACACAAGCAUUAACUCCCAGUGAAUGGGAAUUACCUGCUGCUCUCAGCAAUACACUAGGGUUUCAAAGAAUGAACAUGAGCAGUAAAGAAGAUCUGAUCACGGAUAUAAAACAAUUUCUCCUAACUUCAAGAGAAAAUAUUGUACUACAGCCCGAAUUUGGUACAACCAAUAGCCGAGUAGCUUUGUUGAAGUUCAAUUCAUGGCCAUUUACUAUACAACCAUCUAUUCAACCGAUUGCCAUUAAAGCAUGGAGACCAGAAUUCAUACCUAUUCGUGUUACUUCAUUGGCAUCCACUUGGUGGACUGAUGUCUUUUGGUUUAUGUUCGUUCCUUACACAGUUUUCACAUUUAAAUACCUGAAAGUUAAAAGAAAUACAGAUAGUAAAGUACUGGUACGAGAAACAGAAAAAGACAUAGCUGCCACUCUUGGUCUUAAGACAAGUUCUCAUACUGUAGCAGAUAAAGCAGAAUUUGAAAAACGUUGUAUUAUGGAAAGAACGCGAAUGAGAAGACUCAAUAGAAGAAAUUCACCAAACUCGCAAGUCAUACACAGCAUUGAGAUACAAAGAAUGGUACAACAAGUUAGUGAAGUGCUUCCAUCGGUUCCUCAUAAUGUGAUCCUCAGAGAUUUGUUGAAAACACGCAAUGUUGAACUCACUAUUGCCAAUAUUCUGGAUGGCAUAGUUACUUAUACACCAGAAUUAAGUCAAACAAGUGUUGCUCCUUCUGCAUCACGUAAUCAAGUGCAAACAAGCAUGAUCAAGGAUAAUAGUAACUUAGGAACAACUUCCUUUCAGGAAAGAAAAGCUAAAAUGAUAAGAGAAGCUAGGGAAAGGUAUAUUCAAAAACAUGGACUUAAAAAUUGCUGACAUUCUUACUACAGUUUUAUUGUGAUUAUUGUAUCUUUAUUGAAAACAAGUAUGUAAUGUUUUGCUGUAUCUAUAUUUAUUAUUACAUAAUAUGAAUAUAAUUUUAUUUCUAAAAUACAA